AUAAUUGGUUUUUCUUUUAAUUUUUUUUUACAAUUAGACAAAUCUCCCUCUUUUUUCUUAUUAAAAAAUUUCCUCCAAUUAUAUCCCUUGAUUUGAAAUAGUACAACUACAUAACCUUCUAGUUUGUAUUUUCUUUAUGUGUCGGCUCUAUAAUUAAUGGCCAUUACUUGCUACCUAAACAUGGUGCCAAUUCCAAAUCCAAAAAAAUCUACUCUAUAAUAAUCUAAGUUGCUUAUACGUCGAAUACCACAUUGAUAAUUAUAGUUUUGAAUUGACUUCCACCAAACUACAUUUCUAUAAUCACUCUCUUUAUCUCACUGCACUAGUUCAUUCCAAUAAUAUGUAUUCAAUGUUGUCUCUCAUUAAUUAUUUUUUGAACCAUAAAAUGUAAACAUAAAUAUCAUAGAACAAAAUUACCUUGCUACAAUUUUGGUGAUCUCAAUCCAAAUCCACCUCAUAUUUUGAAUUUUCUGAAAAUACCCAUCAAAAGCUCAUUGUUCUAAGUUUGAAGAGUUCUUCGUGAAUCUUAACUUGGGCAACAUUUCCAAUAAUACUUCACCAAUUAUUUCAGAAUUCUGGCCAAUUAUAAGUAGAUGGUAGGGCAUUAAAAUGUCUGUUCAAGCUGAAAGAAUUUGUCCAUUAAGCAGUGACAUUUUUUAUGAUAUAUUAAGGCGCCUUGAUGGGGCAACUUUGGCCACUGCAGCAUGCACCUGUGCAUCAUUUUCCUCUAUCUCAAAAGAGGAGAGAAUAUGGGAAAAUGUUUGCAAUUCCCUGUGGCCUUCAAUUAAGCGGGAUGAUGUGAGAACCUUGAUUAGAUCUAUGGGUGGGUUUAGAAAGUUCUAUGCAGACUCUUACCCUCUCAUUGUUAAUAAAGACUUGGCUUUGCUUCCAUUAGAUUCCUUUCUGGAAUACCCUGAAGAAUGGCCAGAAGCAGACUUUUAUGAAGAUUUUGAAGAAUAUGAGAGCCUCACACCAUCUGAUUUUGUUUCACUUGUUGAUAUAAGAUACAAGGACAAGCCAAUUUUCUCAAAAGUCCUUUGGGGAAUUUCUGAAUCGGAUGCUCUUGGCCGUUGGUUCUAUAAUGCACCAUUCCACAUCGACCUUGGCAAUUCAGAUGUCAAUGACAACAUAGGGAAAGUUAUCAUUACAGGUGAAGAUGGUUUGCCCUUAAUUGAAUCUGUAGAUAAUGAAAGAAAAGAAGGAAAGCUCUGGAUGGAGCUCCAAGAUAGGUUAAGACUUAGUUGGAUCAUUGUAAAUACAAAGGUUAAGCAAGCAGCCAAUGUAUCGAGUUUUAUCCCCCUAGGAGUUCAGAGGCAUUGGCCUAGUGAUAAGGAUUUCCUAGUACGGUUUGGGUCUGUUCUCCCUGCUGAAGAUAUCCUCCCCUGUCAAGUUGUAGAAUGCAUCCUUCUAGUGAAAUUUAGAAUGGUUAAUGAUACUGCUAGUGGUUGUGUAAACCUUGAGCUGACCCAAGUAAGCAUGCAGUUGGAAGACAUGGAAGGUUUUCAUGUUAACGGAAGAAACAGUCUGAUGGUGCUGAAUAAGGCAUUGAGCUGCAGGAAGAGCAGGAACUAUAGUGAAGUCCUUGAGUCUUGUAAUUUGUAUUCCCGAGUUCGAAGUGAAAUAAAGGAGGAGAAGAUGCGAAAUGAAAGUCGAAUUGAUAAGAUGUGCAUCUUAAGUGGCGUUGUAGCAGUUGUUACGUUCUGGUUAUGCAUCCUGUGAAAUCGUCUGUAAAGUAGUUAGUUGGCUACCCCUUUGUGUAAGUACUGUUAUAUUAGGAAUGGUACUGAAUAUAUUUUAUAUAAUCCUUAACUAUUUCUGAAAAAUAAAUAAUUGAACCAAUCGUUUUAUUGUGCAA
Chenopodium quinoa (quinoa) is the source of this 1855-nucleotide messenger RNA. Its product is annotated as probable F-box protein At2g36090. The transcript is spliced from 2 exons. The coding region runs from base 610 to 1719 and encodes 369 amino acids. The record is from RefSeq and is a predicted model, not a curated record. Gene Ontology annotation, molecular function: protein binding. NCBI's taxonomy places the organism in Eukaryota, Viridiplantae, Streptophyta, Magnoliopsida, Caryophyllales, Amaranthaceae.